AUGGGCACCGGCCUCGGACCAGCCUGGUUCUCGCAAGAGUUCCCAGGUCUGGCGGCACGCCGGGAACCGUUUCCAGAUGUGGACAGAUGGCAAACAACAUACGUGCGUUAUUCAUCUUCCGAGACUGCCCAAGCCCGGGGCUGGAAUGCCGAAUGUUGUCGCCGCAACUUGCACAGCCUGGGCGUCAACGACCACCCCAUACUGCGGCAACACAACCUACCUGAUGCUAUUAAUAUGCGCAUCAUUGAGGCGCCAGCUGAGUUUGCGCUUCCGGUCAAGCAGGACAGGCGCCUUCUUCCCUGCUUUAAAGUCCGACUGGAGGUGCAGCACCACGGUGCUUUGUGGCUUCCGGUCACACUGCGCGCGCACGUCCUUUCGCAGCAGGACAAGGAGCAGAUCACCUCCUGGCUGCCGCCCGAUGAUAUUAACGGUCGAGAUGACAAGGUACAGGCCGCCGCCAACGGUGAGACGCGGGCUGUAGGCAUCGGCGGCAAGGACGGCCAGAGCUUGCCUCAGAGCGCAAAUGGCGGCUCCACGGCUCUGGUGUACAGCAGCUCCCUGCGGAGCACCGACCGCCUCUCAGUGAAACUCGAGCCAUCCUCAUUCAGUUUCUCCGGUGACGCAGCCGGCGGCGGUGCUGGUGGCGGCGGCGCUGGUGGCGUCAGCAGCAGCUUCAACCCCGACGGGCUUGGCGGCAACAGCAGCGCCGGUGUCCGCACCCUCUCCGGCCUGCAACCCGACCAACACAACGUACUGGAGCCGUACGGCUUGAUGGAAUCCGCGGGUCUAACGGUCAACGGUAUGAUUCGGGACAUGGGACCGGCGGGAAGGCAGCACGGACUCACAAGCGGCGGCAGCGCUGCCGCCGCUGGCCGUGACCCCAUCGGACCUCUGAACAGCCUCUUUGCGGCGAACCGGCCCGACCCGGUUGUCACGUUGGCCUCCAGUGGUCGCAUGAGCUCUACUGGCAAUGGGCUGGCAAUGGCCGGCAAUGGCGCGCGGCUGGGUACGGGUGAACCGCGGGACUCCUUUGAUGUUACCGUGGAGAUGCUGAUGCAGCAGCAGCAGCCGCUGCAGUACCCCCUGCAGCGCCGGUCUUCGCCGAUUCACGGGGGCGGGGCGCUGGAGGCGCCGGCUGCUCCAGCCGGCGGCAUCGGCGGGCAGUUGAUUCACGAAAUGCAACGGCAGCUGCAGCAGCGGCAGGAAGAGCAGAGCCAGCGUCAGCAGCAUGAGAGAACCUCUGGCAAUGCGGAUGGCUGUGGCAGUGACACAGCCAGUGUUGUUCUACAAGGAGGUAGUAACAUUAUAGCGGCGGUGCAGGACUUUGAGUUCACCAAUUUGGAGUUCCUCAAGCCGACCCGCAUGAACAAGGUCUACAUAGCCUUCACCGCCUCCAUUCUGGACACCGACUUGCUGUUCGUUGUGUUCAAUGUACCCACCAUCGGCAUCUGUCGCGCCGAGCAACGUGAAAAGGCCUGCAAGAAGCUGCACAUCGACUAUCGGCUUCUGUCGCACUUUGACCAGGGCGCCGGCGACCGCCUGGACCGCGACCGUCUGGACGUGAUGGCGGCGGUGGGCGGCGGCCAUAACGGCAGCGGCGGCACGGCAUCGUCGCCCUUCCUCACCUCCAGCGACGGUGGCCUCAGGGGACAGACGCUGGAGUCCAACCCGUUGCCGCCGGCGCAGGGGGGCCGGUACGCGCCGCCACCAGCCCCGGGAAGGAUGCCCGUGCAGGCAGGCAAGGGACCACCGCAGACGCAGCAGCUAUCACCGCUGCAGCAGCAACAGCAGCAGCAACAUCACCAACAUCACCACUCUGGCAGUAUGGGACAGGAGUUGCAGGGCUUUCCUGCAGGACAGCAGCUGCAGCAGCAGCAGCCGUGUCCGAGUCCUUCGCCACCAUCUGGAGUGUCGGUUGGGCUGUCCCUGGGGCCCGGAGGCGGCGGCAGCGGCGGCAUCAUGAAAUUCGGCGUGAUGCCUACGCGGCAUAGCUCCGACAGGUUGCCUGGGCAGCAUCUCUCAACGGAAAGCGACUAUCCUCGCAUGCCUUCAGGCCUGGACCUGCACCCCAACUCGCAGCAGCAACAGCAACAGCACCCACAGCAGCAGCAGCGAUUGGUUGAGGUCUGCGUGGGGAUGGUGGGUGGGCCAGGGCUGCAAGCUGGUGGGAUGGGCAAUGUCGGAGGCGGCGGCGGCGGCUUUCCGGGCCCGCAGGGCAUGUUGGGGGUUGGUGGCAGCGGGAGCUUAACCGGGGGGUUCCUGUCCCCGCACCCUUCUCUGUCCGGCCCCGCCGGCAUGAUGCCCAGCGGCGGUGUCAUGGAUCUGAACGGAAUGGCAGGGAAUGGUGGUGCCGGCGGCGGCGGCGGCGGCCCCAUGGCAGGGAGCAGCGGCGGCACGCUUGGUGGCAGGAUGAUGCCUGGCAACAUGACUUUUGGCAUGGGCCACGGCGGCGGGAUGGCCUGUGAUUUGCGGGGCACGGGCGGUCCCGACUUCUUCUUUGGUGCCAGCGGCAUCAGCGGCGGCGGUGGCGGCUUGGGUUCUGGCAUGAGCGGUGGCGGCGCCGCCAUGUCUGCUGGCGGCGGCAACGGCCUCCCGAUGAACGGCGGGAUGAGCGGCAUGGGCCCCGGCGGCUUCGGCCCUGCGGCCCAUGGUGGUAUCGAGCUGAACAUGCUGUGCAUGGGCAACAACAGCCGCAAGCGCGAUCAGGGCCCGAAGGACGACGACAACUACCGCUUCCAGCCGGUGCAGCCCCAUGAGCUACCACCGUACCAGGGCUUCAUGGGCCUUACGUCGAGUGACGUGGACAUGCUGCUGCCCGCCCCUCACUCCCGGAUGGCCAUGCGGGACUUCAUCAAUGAGGUGUACGACAGUACGGGCCUGCACCGCCGGCUGACCCACAUGGAUAUGCAGGCGCUACUCUCCCAAGCGGGCUUCCCCAUGGACUCCAACAGAGAGCAUGAUACCAUAUCGCCGCAGCAGUGGGACGAGUUCUCCAGCCAGUUCCGCUCCAUCGUCAACACGCUGCAGCAGGUGGCCAGCGUAUGGACUCUCGAGGACCCGGUGGUCAUCAGCGGCUUCGACAUGGAUCGCGCCGGCACCAUCACGGCGCUGGCUAACGAGCCGGCUGGCACCUUCAUCUGCCGCUUCAGCAUGUCGCAGCCGGGCUGCCUGGUACUCACCUGCAAGGUCGGCACCGCACACCCCAAGGCGGAUGCAAUGGGACUCAUCCACGCAAUCAUUAAGAUUGACGACUUGCACGAACGUCGCGUGGACACGUGGAUUCGCGACUACGCGGGUGCAACGCACCUGCUGGAUGUGUACCGCCAAAAGCGUGUGGAUAAGCGCAAAGUGUUCGCCACCAACUAUACUCGCCUACGGGGCCUGGAUGUCGGGGACGAGCAGUCAUCGCAAGCCCGACUGGGACAGGGCUUCAUGUGA
Messenger RNA from Volvox carteri f. nagariensis, 3438 nucleotides. RefSeq lists its product as uncharacterized. The coding region runs from base 1 to 3438 and encodes 1145 amino acids. The transcript is spliced from 9 exons. The record is from RefSeq and is a predicted model, not a curated record. Lineage: Eukaryota; Viridiplantae; Chlorophyta; Chlorophyceae; Chlamydomonadales; Volvocaceae.